AUGUCAAGUUCCGAUCGUAAAAGAAGAAGAGACAGUCUUCAGGGUGGUGCAGACGACGACCAUGCCUCUCCAGCAGCAGCACCUGGAUCACCUUUGCCAUCCGAUCCUCUUCCCUCUGAAGUGCUCCCCUCGUCACCAGCGCCCUUCUUUUCUGAAAUCGAAUACCGUAACGAUGCUGACGACGUGAUUGACGAUGAAGAAGCCAUUGAAUCCGAUGGAGGUGAAGAUCUCUUUGGCUCUGACAUGGAAAGAGAUUAUCAGGUCAACCCACAAUUGGAUCGAUAUGAAGAACGAGGCCUUGAUGAAGAAGACUAUGAUCCCUUGGAUCUUGCUACACGCAACGCAGUGGAUGCUCAACUACGACGCCGUGAUGUGGAGAUUCGUCGACGUGAAGGCCGACUUGCCAAUGCCUUUAUGGAUGGCCUUGAUGAUGAAGAAGAAGCCGGCAUGCCUAUCAUCACUUCUCGUCCUCGACGCAGACAUAAUUAUGACGUGGAUCCAUUGGAUGAUAUGGAGGAUGGUGCUGUGCCUGAAAUGUCCUUGGAGGAUUUGCGUAAUGUCAAGACUGCCAGUAUCAGUGAAUGGGUCAGCCAAGAAGCACCUCGACGAGCCGUCAAGCGUGAAUUCAAAAACUUUUUGCAAACCUAUGUGGAUGAACAUGGUACUUCAGUUUAUGGUGAACGUAUUCGUGACAUGGGUGAACGCAACAAGGAAUCGUUUGAAAUCAACUAUGAGCAAUUGGUGGAAAGCAAACCUGUGCUUGCCUACUUUUUGGCCAAUGCUCCCAUUGCCAUGUUCAAGAUUCUCGAUGAAGUGGCUCUUGAGGUGACCUUGAUGCAAUAUCCUGAAUACGAACGCAUUCAUCGUGAAAUCCAUAUCCGCAUCACCGAUUUGCCUACUGUCAACACCCUUCGCGACUUGCGUCAGAGCCAACUCAAUUGCCUUGUUCGUGUCAAUGGUGUUGUUACACGUCGUACCGGUGUCUUUCCUCAGCUCAAAUGGGUCAAAUACAACUGCGGCAAAUGUAACGAAUUGCUCGGCCCCUUUUAUCAAGAUAUUCACAGCGAAAUCAAGAUUCGUACUUGUCCCAGCUGUCAAAGCAAAGGUCCUUUCAACGUCAACAUGGAGCAAACAGUCUACCGCAACUAUCAAAAGCUCACCAUCCAAGAAAGCCCUGGUACCGUUCCCCCUGGUCGUCUUCCUCGCCAUCGUGAAGUUAUUUGCUUGUGGGAUCUUAUUGAUGCUGCCAAGCCUGGUGAAGAAAUUGAAGUGAUCGGUGUUUACAGAAACAACUUUGAUGCGUCAUUGAGUACCAAGAAUGGUUUCCCUGUAUUCGCCACCAUCAUUGAAGCCAACUAUAUCAACAAAAAGGAGGACAUGUUUGCUGCCUAUCGAUUGACCGACGAUGAUAAAAAGAUGAUUCAAAACAUGGCCAAGGAUAAGCGGAUUGGUCGCAAGAUCAUGAAGAGCAUUGCGCCAUCCAUCUAUGGACACGAUGAUAUCAAACGAGCCAUUGCCUUGUCGCUCUUUAGUGGUGUUCCCAAGAAUAUUCAGGGCAAGCAUCAAAUUCGUGGUGAUGUCAAUAUCCUUAUGCUUGGUGAUCCUGGUACCGCCAAGUCGCAAUUCCUAAAGUAUAUCGAAAAGACAGCCCAUCGAGCAGUAUUCACAACCGGCCAAGGUGCCAGUGCUGUCGGUUUAACAGCCUCUGUGCACAAGGAUCCAAUUACUCGGGAAUGGACACUUGAAGGUGGUGCGCUUGUAUUGGCUGAUCGUGGUGUUUGUUUGAUUGAUGAGUUUGACAAGAUGAAUGACGCUGACAGAACAUCCAUUCACGAAGCCAUGGAACAACAAUCGAUUUCUAUAUCCAAAGCUGGUAUUGUCACAACGCUGCAGGCUCGGUGUUCAGUGAUUGCAGCGGCCAAUCCUAUUCGUGGUCGAUACAAUGCAUCCAUACCGUUUGCACAAAACGUCGAAUUGACCGAACCCAUUUUAUCUCGUUUCGAUGUCCUUUGUGUUGUCAAGGACACGGUUGAACCUGAACAAGACCAUAUUCUUGCCGAAAAUGUGAUCAGCAGCCAUAUUCGCAGCCAUCCACAAUUUGACGCCAACAAUGAUCAUGCCUUGCCCGCCGAAGAAGACGCUGAUCUUAUUCCUCAAGACAUUCUUCGCAAGUACAUCAUGUAUGCUCGUGAAAAGAUCCAUCCCAAAUUGCAUCAACUCGACGAAGAUAAGCUCUCACGCCUGUAUUCCGAAUUACGUCGCGAGUCCCUCGUCAGCGGUAGUAUCCCCAUCACCGUACGUCACUUGGAAUCCAUGGUCCGAUUAGCUGAAGCACACGCCAAAAUGCACCUUCGAGAAUACGUACGAUCAGAUGAUGUCGAUAUGGCUAUCAAGGUGGCAUUGGAAAGCUUCAUCAGCGCACAGAAAUUCAGCAUGAUGAAUACACUGAGAAAGCGUUUCCGCCAAUACAUUACAAGUGCCCAAGACCGAGACGAAUUGUUACUUUCUACCUUGGAAUCUAUAUGCCGUGAAAAGUCUCGAUUGCAUCAAAUUCGCCACCGGGCGGUUCCUUCAGAGAUUAAGGUGGAUGUAGAGGAUCUCGAAAGCAGGGCCCGUCUCAUGAAAAUAUACAACAUUGAAUACUUCCUCAACUCGCAACUUUUCUCCAAACACAACUUUAUCCACGACACCGAUGCACGUGUUAUUAUCAAACGUUAUAAUUAG
Molecule: messenger RNA, 2724 nt
Organism: Lichtheimia ornata
Lineage: Eukaryota; Fungi; Mucoromycota; Mucoromycetes; Mucorales; Lichtheimiaceae
Exons: 10
Coding region: 1-2724 (907 amino acids)
Biological process (GO): double-strand break repair via break-induced replication; mitotic DNA replication initiation; DNA replication
Cellular component (GO): MCM complex; nucleus
Molecular function (GO): single-stranded DNA binding; 3'-5' DNA helicase activity; single-stranded DNA helicase activity
Source: RefSeq, a predicted model, not a curated record